AUACAGGACGAUCUCGCAGCAACUAAAUCCCCCGUCCAAAUUGAGCUGUCUGCAGGGCUUGAUCUUGGUUCCGCCACUACUACGAGUCUUGAUGGUGCUGUUUCUCCAUUAUUUUCAGCCUUGCAGACCAAGUGGACGCAGUCGGAGAAGGAUUUGAAGCCUGUCUUUCUUUUGCUAGUUCACAACGCCGGCAGCUUGGGCUGUAUCGAUUUGCCCGCUGACCAACUUACUGACCUAUCCCACAUGGAGACCUAUUAUAAGGCUAAUUUGUCUAGUCUUAUUUGUCUGACUUCCUGUUUUAUGAAGCGUCUAUCUAUUCUGAGCUCGACGCAUAUGGGCAGUAAGUUUUUAUGCCAUGACCAAACUGAUUUGAUUCACUCUUGA
This is a messenger RNA of Protopolystoma xenopodis, 384 nucleotides long. The record is from the annotation of a GenBank genome assembly. NCBI's taxonomy places the organism in Eukaryota, Metazoa, Platyhelminthes, Monogenea, Polystomatidea, Polystomatidae.